AUGCCCGCGAACGACUUGAAUUCAGCCAUUUCGAUGUUUGAGAUGAAUGCCGGCACCCCCGGCGCGGGCGCGGCUGUGGCACCCUGCAGCGCGCCCGUUGCCGCCUACCACAUGGGCGUGACCCCUGCGGAGCAGCACGAGGCAUUGCAGAGCAGCUCAUCUACGUCCUCCUCAGACUCCUCCAUUCUUCUGGGCGAGCUGGUCUUUGAGAAGUUUGCAUGCGCAGACAACCUGGAUCACGAGGCCCUGGCGAAGCUGGAGCGCUCGAUGCCUAUGUUCUCGGAGUCGAAGAGCUCCACAGAUUUGGACUCUGCGGUCGAGAACUUUUUUGGAUCCAGCUCCGACUCCACCCCGCUGUUCGAGUUCGAGGGUCUCGGCAAGACGGCGGACCCUAAGACCUGGUCGUCGCUCUUUGAUGACGACAUACCGGUGACGCUGGAAGACGUUGGUGCUGUGGAGCCUAUUAGUGCGGCCGCAGGUACCGAGUCCUGUUUUCUGCCGACCCCGAUCAUUGAAGAUGCCGUUUUGAAGCCUCCGAAGCGCUCUCUUACGAAACGUGAUGCCGAUUCGGUACCGGCGAGCAAGAGUGCCUCUCCUGUGUCUAUAUCUUCGAACAUCUCUUCGCCUGCUCUGAAUGGUUGCACCUCUGCAUCCGCAACUUCCAGGAGAAGAAGCUCAGUUAUGAAGUCCGAGAAGUACGACCAUCUAGGUGUCAUUACGUACAACCGCAAGCAGCGUGCUACACCAUUGACUCCUGUUGUUCCGGAGUCCGAUGAUCCAGUAGCGUUGAAGCGUGCUCGCAAUACGGAAGCGGCAAGACGGUCGAGAGCUCGGAAGCUUGAAAGAAUGAACCAGCUUGAGGAACGCGUCGAGCAGCUGCUCCAGAAAAACUCCGAACUAGAGGCUGAAGUCGCAAGAUUGAGGUCCCUAGUACCUAGUUCAGAGCAGCCCAAGUACACAUCUCGGGCAGGGAACUAA
Eremothecium gossypii ATCC 10895 is the source of this 978-nucleotide messenger RNA. RefSeq names its product amino acid starvation-responsive transcription factor GCN4 (gene GCN4). The record is from RefSeq and is marked provisional. Gene Ontology annotation, biological process: positive regulation of cellular response to amino acid starvation. The transcript has a single exon. Gene Ontology annotation, molecular function: RNA polymerase II cis-regulatory region sequence-specific DNA binding; DNA-binding transcription factor activity, RNA polymerase II-specific. NCBI's taxonomy places the organism in Eukaryota, Fungi, Ascomycota, Saccharomycetes, Saccharomycetales, Saccharomycetaceae. Bases 1 to 978 code for a protein of 325 amino acids. Gene Ontology annotation, cellular component: transcription regulator complex.